CACCUCCCCCAAGUUCUGAUUCUCACCUAGAUUUGAGAGAGAGAGAGAGAGAGAUGGGUAGUCUUAGAAAUCCAAAAUACAAGAAGGUGUUGUAUGGUUUUCAGUUUUUUUUGUUGUUAAUUCAAACAAAAGCAGCUUUGUGUUACCAAUACAAGGUUGGAGAUUUAGAUGCUUGGGGCAUACCCACUCGAGCAAAUCCACACAUCUACACCAAAUGGUCCAAAUACCACAACUUCAAGAUUGGAGACUCCCUCUUGUUCCUAUACCCACCAAGUCAAGAUUCAGUUAUUCAAGUGACAGAGCAAUCAUUCAAUACCUGCAAUCUCACAGAUCCAAUCUUGUACAUGAACAAUGGCAACUCCCUCUUCAACAUCACCUCACCUGGUGACUUGUACUUCAGCAGUGGAGCAGCAGGGAGCUGUCAAAAGUCACAGAAGCUCCAAAUCUCUGUGCUUUCUGGAAAUGGCUCAUCAUCAUCUGCAUUCUCACCCUCCUAUGGUCCCACAGCUUCUUCACCAUCUUACCCAACCGUGUUCGGUUCCAUUCCGGCGCCGCCUUCAUCUUCGUCCUUGUUAAAUGUUCCCGUCUUCAUGUCAGCAGCCAUUGGUUUUCUCCUGGUAUGCUAAUUGGUUUUCACUUGUGAGUGGCAGGCAGGCAGCAUAUGAAUGAAAGAUUACAUCGUUUCAUAAAUCAGAGGCAAAAAGACAGACCAUUGAAAGCCUCUAGAGAUCCAAUUUAUAUUGAUUUAUUUCUUCAUAUAUACACACUUCAAAUGCCAUUACUUUCCUUCUUUCACUAGUUGAUUUAUAAACUUUUCUCAUAUUCUGGAUCAUAA
Messenger RNA from Cornus florida, 835 nucleotides. RefSeq names its product early nodulin-like protein 8. Gene Ontology annotation, molecular function: electron transfer activity. The coding region runs from base 54 to 626 and encodes 190 amino acids. Lineage: Eukaryota; Viridiplantae; Streptophyta; Magnoliopsida; Cornales; Cornaceae. The transcript has 2 exons. Gene Ontology annotation, cellular component: plasma membrane. The record is from RefSeq and is a predicted model, not a curated record.